Molecule: messenger RNA, 2313 nt
Organism: Phascolarctos cinereus (koala)
Lineage: Eukaryota; Metazoa; Chordata; Mammalia; Diprotodontia; Phascolarctidae
Gene: GNG12
Product: G protein subunit gamma 12
Biological process (GO): G protein-coupled receptor signaling pathway
Cellular component (GO): heterotrimeric G-protein complex
Molecular function (GO): G-protein beta-subunit binding
Source: RefSeq, a predicted model, not a curated record
GUGCGCCCCGCCUCCCCCAGAGCUAGGCGGAGCCGGGGACCCGGAGGAGCAGGAGGAGAGGUCGGAGCAGUCUCUGGUCGCCCAGAGAGACAGAGUCCCCUCGGCAGCUGCUGCGGCGAGAGGCCUAGGACGUUAAUCCAGAGAAAAGAAGCUGCAGCCUGGAUCUGCUCAGAAGCACCAGCCAGGGGUCGGGAGAAAUCUGGUCCAAUUCUGUUCCGUGUGGAGGUGACCAGGUUAUAAAAGCCAUCUCUGACCGUGCCCUGGGUCUUCUACUUUUUGCAGAAGCUGGACCGGCUGGACAAGCAGAUUUCCUUGACCAUUUGAACCUGAAAACACGGUGUCAGACAGCCUCUUAUCGAUCUCAUUGUUGAAGAUGUCCAGCAAAACUACCAACACCAAUAGCGUGGCCCAGGCCCGGCGAACUGUCCAGCAGUUGAGAUUAGAAGCGUCCAUAGAGAGGAUUAAGGUUUCCAAGGCGUCUGCAGAUCUCAUGUCCUACUGUGAGGAGCAUGCCAGAGGCGAUCCUUUGCUCAUGGGAAUCCCGACUUCAGAAAACCCCUUCAAGGAUAAAAAAACUUGCAUCAUAUUAUAGUGGGUUAGGGAGCCUGCAGGUGCCACCCCUCCAUGAUCUAAGCAGCUCCAUAAAGAAACGUACGUUCCGCUCACUUGGUAACCACUGCUCAAAACAAAAAUGCUUUUAACUUGUAAAAACAGACACACACACACACAAAAAAUGAGUUUUAAAGCCUUUGUUUUUAAAAGUCUCCCUCUCUUUUAGAGUGUACCCUUUAUGAAAUGGAUGAGAAUCAGUCGAUUUAUUCUUGGUUUCCAGUUGCAUGAUUAAUGGUGGUUAUUUCCUUAGGUUGGCUUCACGUUGAAGGAAUGCUGGUUAGGGUUGGUUUCUAUGUAAAUUCAUUGUCCGGUGGUCUACUUUUUGAUUUGAGGGAAGACCGAAGUUGCCUCCUCCUCUUUCCAGAUUCACCAGGCCCACGAAUCAGCAGGGCCCAUGGCAAAUCCAGUCUCUAAAAUGCUUCGCUUCUCAGCAUCCUUAAUCGGGUUAGUGCCUCUCUAUGUACAGAACCCAAGUUAUGCAUGUAUUUGGCGUGUAUAUAUGAUUUUGUAUAUAUACAUUUCAAAGUGCAUGUUUUCUAGAUCAAAAACGUCUUCCCCUUCUACCAAGGCCCUCCCCCUAUUCUAGCCCACCCCAAGUUCUGCCUCUCUCCAGUUGUGUGCCCAGCCGGCAAUGCCUCGGUGGUCACCACUGUGUUUGCCUACGGCUCCUGGGUGCCGCGGGUGGCCCGCCCCCAAGAGUCGUUCUUACGAUACCAAAUUCUGGUCGUUUUAUCAUCAUCCUCAUCUCUCCCUUUUGUUUGCUUCUCUGGUCCUCACGGCCUAAAUACAAAAGGUGCCAAUUUAAGAGAGCGAAAAACAAAACCCUCUUGUCAUUUGAGGUGCUAUGCUGUGAGGGCCCCCUUUGCUUUACUGGACUCAGCGCAGUCAGGAUACAGAAUUACAAAAUCCCAGAGCCGGACAGUCCAACCCGUGCCUAAACACGUAUCCUCUCUGUCAUCGACCCAGUCUGCUGAAGACCCUGGACACCUUCUCAGAAUUGUUUUUUAGUUCAUAAAAUAAAAUACAUAGGAUUACAAAGGAAACUAGUUAUACUGAAAUCCAGUUAUCAAAAUAUUAAAAAAAAAACAAAACAAAACUAAGUUCAUGGACCCUAGUUAAGAACCCUUGUUAAGAUCUCAUCUGACCCAUAGCCCAUCUACACUGAGUAAUGGUCAUCCCCCUCUGCUCCAAGACCUCCAGUAAAGUGAACUCACUGUCUCCCAAGGCAGCCCGUUCCACUUUGGGAUGACCUCGAAGCUGAACUGAAAUUUGCUUUCCUUGUCCUUAGUUCAGGCCAUCAAGGCCAAGCAGAAGAAGUCUGAUUAGGAGGAGAUGAAGGGUAUCCAUGAGCCCAUUGACCAGAGGAGGGAGGGUCCAUGAAUGUGAGCCUAGUUCUGUCCACAGAGAAGGAAAUAAUCAUCGCACUAGAUUGGGGGAGUGCACCUCCUUCCUCAAGUAGAUUAUUGACUCUCCCUCUCCUUCCCAGGCCUAAAUCUUAUAUGUUUGAAGGGUAGGCUUCAUCCUCUGCCUCAUCCUAGGUAUGUUGAUUUGCGGAUGGGAAGGUUGUUUGUCAGAAGGAACCAAGAAAGGCCCGAGACGCUGGUGGUGUUCCACUUGCCAGCUUCUUGUCUUCUAGCCCAGUCCACCCACGCUGUUCUUGGAGGUGGGAAUAGGCAGUACAACAUAAAAUUAAAAAAAAAA